AUGGAAAAAAUCAACAAUCUUUCAACACAAUUAGUUAAGUGCUGCUUUUGUGAUUUCUUGAAGGUGAAGAUGCACACUGUGUCCUAUAUUCAUUUCUUCUACCUUGGCCUGUGUUUGCUUACCCUAACCAAUUCUGCUGCUGCUGGCCCAGAAACACUCUGUGGUGCUGAGCUGGUUGAUGCUCUUCAGUUCGUCUGUGGAGACAGAGGCUUUUACUUCAGUAAGCCUACAGGGUAUGGAUCCAGCAGUAGACGCUUACAUCACAAGGGAAUAGUGGAUGAAUGCUGCUUCCAGAGUUGUGACCUGAGGAGGCUGGAGAUGUAUUGUGCUCCAAUAAAGCCACCUAAAUCUGCACGCUCUGUACGUGCCCAGCGCCACACUGAUAUGCCAAAAGCACAAAAGGAAGUGCAUUUGAAGAAUACAAGCAGAGGGAAUACAGGAAACAGAAACUACAGAAUGUAA
Colius striatus (speckled mousebird) is the source of this 462-nucleotide messenger RNA. RefSeq names its product insulin like growth factor 1 (gene IGF1). The record is from RefSeq and is a predicted model, not a curated record. The transcript has 4 exons. NCBI's taxonomy places the organism in Eukaryota, Metazoa, Chordata, Aves, Coliiformes, Coliidae. Gene Ontology annotation, cellular component: extracellular region. Gene Ontology annotation, molecular function: growth factor activity; hormone activity. Bases 1 to 462 code for a protein of 153 amino acids.